Molecule: messenger RNA, 3617 nt
Organism: Arachis ipaensis
Lineage: Eukaryota; Viridiplantae; Streptophyta; Magnoliopsida; Fabales; Fabaceae
Product: haloacid dehalogenase-like hydrolase family protein
Molecular function (GO): protein binding
Source: RefSeq, a predicted model, not a curated record
CGCCGUAACUGAAUUCAGUUGCGAUGGCAUUAUUCGAAACAGCUGCCUACUCUCUAUCUCGCACACCAACCGCCACAACCAACGUCGUCUUCUCCAACUCUACUAUCAGACCACUCACACCUUCUUCUUCGUCUUCCUUCUAUUCUCGAGUCCUCCGUUGCCGAUCGAAUUCCAACUGCCUUCUUUUGACUCCACGGUUUACUUUUGCUGUGAAAGCUUGCGUCAAAGUCGAAGAGAAGGAUGUUGCCGCGACUAGUGGAGCUGGAGGAGGAGAGUGGGGAAAGGUCUCUGCGGUGUUGUUUGACAUGGAUGGUGUGCUCUGCAACAGCGAGGAACCUUCUAGAAGAGCCGCUGUUGAUGUCUUCGCCGAGAUGGGCGUCCAAGUCACCGUCGAUGACUUCGUCCCAUUCAUGGGAACAGGAGAAGCAAACUUUCUGGGAGGUGUUGCCUCUGUUAAGGGAGUUAAAGGAUUUGAUACCGAAGCUGCAAAAAAGAGAUUCUUCGAAAUAUAUUUGGAUAAGUAUGCCAAACCAGAUUCCGGAAUAGGAUUUCCUGGUGCCAGUGAACUUAUUUCUCAGUGUAAAAGCAAAGGCAUUAAGGUGGCUGUUGCAUCUAGUGCUGAUCGCAUAAAGGUUGAUGCUAAUCUAGCUGCUGCUGGUUUGCCAUUGUCAAUGUUUGAUGCAAUUGUGUCUGCAGAUGCUUUUGAGAAUUUGAAACCUGCUCCUGAUAUUUUCUUAGCUGCAUCAAAAAUAUUGGAUGUGCCUCCCAGUGAGUGUGUAGUUAUAGAAGAUGCACUAGCUGGAGUUCAGGCUGCUAAAACUGCACAAAUGAGAUGCAUAGCUGUUAGAACUACGUUGUCAGAUGAGGCUUUGGAAUCUGUUGGUCCAUCACUCAUCCGAGAUGACAUAGGAAAUAUUUCACUUGAUGACAUUCUCAGUGGAGGCUCUGUUGGAUAUAAUAAGAGGGUUCAGGGAUCUGAAACAUCAAAUGAUUCUGCACAAUCUUCCUCUGCUAUGCUUGUUGUUGAAAAAGAUGAUAGAGCUAGAAAAACUAUCAGUGGUAGUGACAAGGGAAUAUUCCCAACUGAAGGGUUACAGGGUUCUCGGCGCGAUAUAAUGAGAUUCGGGAGUCUUGGUAUUGCUAUCUCUUGCCUUGUUUUCACCAUUAGUAACUGGAAGGCAAUGCAAUAUGCUUCACCCAAAGCAAUAUGGAAUCUGUUGUUUGGAGUCACCCAACCAUCCAUGGAACAGAAAGAAGGUGAUUCAAGAGAUGAUAGGGUCCAGCAAUUUGUGAAUUACAUAACUGAUCUAGAGAGCAGGGGAAACACUCAGAUUGUUCCAGAAUUUCCAUCGAAACUUGAUUGGCUGAAUACAGCUCCACUACAAUUUCACAGGGAUCUGAAAGGAAAAGUUGUUGUCCUGGAUUUCUGGACUUAUUGUUGUAUAAACUGUAUGCAUGUCUUACCAGACCUAGAGUUUUUGGAGAAGAAAUACAAAGAUAUGCCGUUCAUUGUUGUGGGUGUUCAUUCUGCGAAGUUCGAUAAUGAGAAAGAUUCUGAAGCCAUUCGUAAUGCAGUUCUACGCUAUGAUAUCACUCAUCCGGUUGUGAAUGAUAGUGACAUGUAUCUUUGGCGCAAGUUAGGCAUAAAUUCAUGGCCAACAUUUGCUGUUGUUGGCCCCAAUGGUAAGCUCCUAGCACAACUUGCUGGAGAAGGUCACAAGAAGGAUCUUGAUGAUUUUGUGGAGGCAGCACUGAUGUUUUAUGGAAAACGUAAUUUGUUGGAUAAUACACCAAUUAUGUUGAAUUUGGAGAAAGAUAAUGAUCCUCGGCUUUCAGCAUCUCCAUUGAAGUUCCCUGGAAAGCUAGCAAUUGAUAUCCUCAACAACAGGCUUUUUAUUUCUGACAGCAACCAUAACCGUAUAGUGGUUACCGACCUUGAUGGGAACUUCAUUGUACAAAUUGGUAGCAGUUGGGAGCAAGGUCUGCAGGAUGGUUCAUUUGAUGAUGCCACCUUUAACCGACCUCAGGGCCUUGCUUAUAAUGCAAAGAAAAAUAUCGUUUAUGUUGCAGAUACUGAAAACCAUGCUUUGAGGGAAAUUGAUUUCAUUAAUGAGAAAGUGCGUACUCUUGCUGGAAAUGGGACCAAGGGCUCUGAUUAUAUUGGAGGAGGAAAAGGAGACACUCAGCUUCUCAAUUCCCCUUGGGAUGUCUGCUUUCAUCCAGUUGAAGAGAAAAUUUAUAUUGCAAUGGCUGGCCAACAUCAGAUUUGGGAGCACAAUAUAUUGGACGGAAUUACGAAAGUCUUUAGUGGCGAUGGUUAUGAAAGAAAUCUAAAUGGAUCAAGUCCUACAAGUUCGUCAUUUGCACAACCUUCUGGUCUUUCAUUCUCUCGAGAUCUAACGGAGAUCUACGUCGCCGAUAGUGAGAGUAGUUCUAUCCGAGUUGUUGAUCUGAAAACAGGAGGAUCUCAUCUGAUAGCUGGUGGUGACCCAAUCUUCCCAGAUAAUUUGUUUAAGUUUGGUGAUCAAGAUGGAAUAGGCUCUGAAGUACUCCUUCAACAUCCACUGGGGGUUACAUGUGCAAAAGAUGGUGAAGUUUAUAUUGCCGAUAGCUACAAUCACAAGAUCAAGAAGUAUGAUCCAACUAGUAAAAGAGUUAGCAGCAUUGCAGGAACAGGAAAAGCUGGUUUCAGGGAUGGAACAGCUUUGACGUCUCAGCUAUCUGAACCGGCAGGAAUUGUUGAAGGGAACAAUGGGAGAUUAUUUAUUGCAGAUACAAAUAACAGCUUAAUCCGAUAUCUGGAUUUGAAAAGUGAUGAAUUUUUGCUUCAUACUUUAGAGCUUAAAGGAUUUCAGCCUCCUAAACCGAAAUCAAGAUCUUUGAAACGCCUCAGAAGACGACCAUCAGCCGACACAAUGAGUAUUAUGAUUGAUCCUAUUUCAUCAAAUGAGGGAAACUUGUAUAUUGAUAUUGCAUUACCAAAUGAGUAUCAUUUCUCAAAGGAAGCACGCAGUAGAUUUAGUGCUGAUACUGAACCUGCGGAUGCUGUAAACAUUGAUCCUUUGGACGGAUUCCUUAGUUCAGAAGGAUCAGCAACGCUUCGCUUUAAGAGGUUAUCUAACUCGGCUUCCAUGGGUAGAAUUAAUUGCAAGGUUUACUAUUGCAAGGAAGAUGAAGUAUGUUUGUACCAAUCUUUGCUGUUUGAGAUUCCCUUCCGAGAGGGAGUUCCUAGCGCUAACAAGGCAGACGUCACUCUUGCUCAUCUUGUGAAGCCCAAAACUCCCAACAACUUCUUACUGCCCUCGGUUGCCCCGUGACUCCUUAAUCCAGGUUAAUUUAGCACACACUAUCUGUCGCUCAUUUUUUGCCUUAAAAUAUAUAACAAUCAAAUGCUCGAGAGUUGAGGGGUCAUGAGCUUUCUUCACACAAAAUCAAGGUUUUCUUUUUUAUUUCUGUCUUUCCUGCUUCUAUUACACUGUAUUUCGUUGUAUAGCCAUUUUAAAUACCCUUUUUUCUCUUUUAUUUUUCAUGUUAUAUAUCAAUAUAUUAUAAUAUAUCAGCACGUGAUCGCUAUUAUAUAUCAAUGAAGACACUCGUGCACAGUUAUGUUUUGUUCA